Lactuca saligna is the source of this 582-nucleotide messenger RNA. NCBI's taxonomy places the organism in Eukaryota, Viridiplantae, Streptophyta, Magnoliopsida, Asterales, Asteraceae. The record is from the annotation of a GenBank genome assembly.
AUGACACAACCUUCACCCUCCUCCGCCUUCUGUAUACAUGCUUCUUUGAUGAAACCAUUAUCUAACAUAUCAUUGAGCAAUAUUGGAUUUAGUCUCCAUAGCAGGCUUGAUUACCUCAAUGCCACUGUUUGCUUCUCAUUGGCCGCCAGAUCAUAUAAUGAUAAACUUGAAGCUUGGGAGCCUCUUGUUAAACCUGUUGAUGGUACUAAAAUGAUGUUAAUGCUCCAAGUGCUGCAUCUCAAUUACUUUUGCUGUCACAAUGACUUUUGCUGUAACUGGCUUGGUCACAGGUGCAGCCCAAAAUAUCCUUGUCUGUACACGAAGAACUGCAUCUUGGGGAGCACAUAUCUGCUCAUCUGGGACCUACAAUCCAUUUCUUCAAUUUAUGUCACUGUAGAAGCGUAUCUGUAUUUUGUGGAUAAUGGCAGAUUCUCUGUGGAUGGUGUGCUUUCCGAUAAUCCAGUGACUCCAUUAGCAGCUUUUAGAAAAGGAAAGCCUUUAAUUAUCUCAUUUGAAGGAGCAAUUGGGGAGUUUCCAGGGUGUAGCGAUUCAACAUACAGAGGCUUGUGCAAGCAGCAGUAA